Molecule: messenger RNA, 1448 nt
Organism: Zea mays
Lineage: Eukaryota; Viridiplantae; Streptophyta; Magnoliopsida; Poales; Poaceae
Product: SWI/SNF complex component SNF12 homolog
Exons: 3
Coding region: 1-1380 (459 amino acids)
Source: RefSeq, a predicted model, not a curated record
AUGAAUGGCAUAAUACCUGCAUCUUUACCGUACAACAGCGUCAGGGAUGAUAUCAAUCACGAGAAUGUGUUUGAUGAUAUUAGGAUACAGAGAGGCACUGAUCCAAACAAGCGAGCUUUUUGGAACCGUGAUAUCACAAACACUGAGCUUCUGAAAAUCGUCGAUUUAGAACGGAUCCACGGCCGACUGUCUGUGCCGUCUUCCCCAGCGUUCGACUGCUCUCUCUGCCCAGCGCUCGUCGAGCUCGUCUGGGCUCCCCGACGGUCUUCCCGGCGCUCUCCCUCUCGAGCGCUCUCCCUCCCGAACUCGUCCUCACCCCAGACUCCACUCAUGGCCGCCACUGCAGGAUCGGCCAAGCGCCCCCCGCAAAAGCCCCCUGUCCGGCCCCUGGCACCCGGCUCAACCUCGUCGGCCGCAGCGGCCUCGGCGGCGGCCGUUGCCAACUCUGGGGGCGUCGACCUCACCCCCGCCGUGCGGCGCAACAAGAAGCGCAAACUCCCCGAGAAGCAGCUCCCUGACCGCGUCGACGCGCUGCUCCCAGAGUCCGCCCUCUACACGCAGCUGCUCGAGUUCGAGGCCCGCGUGGACACCGCGCUUGCGCGGAAGAAGGUAGACAUCCAGGAGGCGCUCAAGACGCCGCCCUCGCUCCAGCGCACACUCCGCAUCUACGUCUUCAACACCUUCGCCAACCAGGGGCCUCGCACCAUCCCACCGCCCAAGAAUGCUGACCCGCCAACCUGGUCGCUCAAGAUCAUUGGUCGCGUGCUGGAGGACGGCGCCGAGCUGGAUCCUUCCAGUGUUGUGCCCAAGCACAACCCAGUGUACCCCAAGUUCUCCCAAUUCUUCAAGAGGGUGACUAUAGCGCUGGACCCCUCUCUGUACCCAGAGAAUCCGCUCAUCAUCUGGGAGAAUGCACGGACAGCUGCCCAGCAGGAAGGGUUCGAGGUAAAGAGGAAAGGGGAUAAAGAGUUUGUUGCAAACAUCCGGCUGGAGAUGAACUACAAUCCUGAGAAGUUCAAGCUGUCACAGCCGCUUAUGGAGGUGCUUGGGGUGGAGGUGGACACUCGCGCACGGGUGAUUGCUGCCCUCUGGCAGUAUAUUAAAGCAAAGAAGCUUCAGAACCCAAAUGAUCCUUCCUUCUUCAUGUGUGACCCUCAAUUGAAGAAGGUGUUUGGGGAGGACAAGCUCAAGUUUGCAAUGCUGUCACAGAGGAUAUCGGGCGUGGAGAGCGCUCGGGAGGGAGAGCGCCGGGGAAGACCGUCGGGAGCCCAGACGAGCUCGACGAGCGCCGGGCAGAGAGAGCAGUCGAGCGCCGGAGAAGACGACGCAGACCGGUCGUGGAUCCGUUCUAAGAAACGGACUGCCGUAACAACGAGUUGAGCGCCAGCUAAAUCUUAAUCAGAUAUCGAAAUUCUGAAGUUCAACGGAUUAUAAUACUAAAAUUUCAA